AUGAAAAUAUAUCCAAGUUCAUCCCAUCCAACAAGUAGUUCAAUGAAGGAAAUGAUUCACAACAUAUCUUCAUCACAAGAUCUCCCUCAAAAGGUGACUAAAAGUGCAUCAGCCACACUUGAAGAAAGAGUUAAUUCUGCAGCUACCAGUGAUACCACUGAAACUAGAGACCUCAACACAGGAAAUGAUUCACAAAGUGAAGGAACACACAACGAUUCUAAAGCAGAUGGAAAUUCUCGGGUACAGAAAAUUGAGAAUGAAAUUCCCAGAACAAAGCAUGUCAUUACAAAGAGUAUGGAACUGGAAGGUGAUGUAAAUGAACCCCCACAUUCCGCAUGGGCAAUGACUAUUAAAAGUGAUGGAGCGGAUACUGAAUCAAACAGAGUAGGAAGAGAUUCAUGGAGAAGCAAGCAUUCAGAUUCAUGGUCCACUGGUGAUAAAGAUCAUGAUUUUAAGAAACAAAAGAAACAAAGAAAACAUGGGAUAAUAGGCAAUAAAAAACACCCUGCUGCAUCUUCAUCAAGUAGUGAUAAUGAUGAUGAGUAUAUACUUGGAGCUGUGGAAACACCGAAGAAAUGUAAUGUAUCAGUAGCAGAGAUACAUAGUGGAAGAGCAAAGAGGUCACAUGAAUCAAAACAAAAUAUCAAUGAAGGUAAAUCAACAUCAUCGUCUUCCUCAAAUAACAGCAGUGAGGCAAAUCUCUCAAAUAUGGCAGAACAAUUUGGAUACUCAACCACAGUUGUAACAAAGAAUAGAAGGAAAAGAAGAAAUAGAAAACUCAAAUUAAAUGAAUAUGCUAAAUAUAAAAAUAUACCAAGUUCAUCGGACUCAACAAGUAGUUGCAAUGAAGGAAAUGAUUCACAACAUAUCUUCAUGACAAAUCUCCCUCACAAGGUGACUAAAGGUGCAUCAGGUACACUUCAUGAAAAUGUUGAUUUAUUAGCUAUCAGUGAUACCACUGAAACUAAAACAGUAACGUACCUAAGAAAUGAACGAGACCUCAAAACAGGAAAUGAUUCACAAAGUGAUAGAGCAUACAAUGACUCUAAAGCAGACGAAAAUUUUCAGGUACAGAAAAUUGGGAAUGAAAUCACCAGAACAAAGCAUGUCAUUACAAAGAGUAUGGAACUGGAAGGUGAUGUCAAUGAACCCCCACAUUCCGCAUGGGCAAUGACUAUUAAAAGUGAUGGAGCGGAUAUUGAAUCAAACAGUACCUCAGAUAUAGAAAUUAAAUCUACACAUUAUUCAGAGGGAAUUAACACAACAGAAUUUCCAAAAGAGCAUAAUAAAGGAUCUCGAAUUGAGUUACAUGACAAAGAACUAAGUAAUGAAGAAAAAUUCGCAGGAGCAGGAAAAGAUUCAUGGAUAAGCAAGCAAUCAGAUUCAUGGACCACUGGCGAUAAAGAUCAUAAUUUUAAGAAACAAAUGAGACAAAGAAAUGGGAUAAUAGGUCAUAGAAAACACCCUGCUGCAUCUUCAUCAUGUAGUGAUAAUGAUGAUGAGUAUAUACUUGGAGCUGUGGAAACACCGAAGAAAUGCAAUGUAUCAGUAGCAGAGAUACAUAGUGGAAGAGCAAAGAGGUCACAUGAAUCAAAACAAAAUAUCAAUGAAGGUGAAUCAAUAUCAUCGUCUUCCUCAAAUAACAGCAGUGAGGCAAAUCUCUCAAAUAUGGCAGAACAAUUUGGAUAUUCAACCACAGUUGUAACAAAGAAUAGAAGGAAAAGAAGAAAUAGAAAACUCAAAUUAAACGAAUAUGCUAAAUAUAAAAAUAUACCAAGUUCAUCGGACUCAACAAGUAGUUGCAAUGAAGGAAAUGAUUCACAACAUAUCUUGAUGACAAAUCUCCCUCACAAGGUGACUAAAGGUGCAUCACGUACACUUCAUGAAAAUGUUGAUUUAUUAGCUAUCAGUGAUACCACUGAAACUAAAACAGUAACGUACCUAAGAAAUGAACGAGACUCCAAAACAGGAAAUGAUUCACAAAGUGAUGGAGCAUACAAUGACUCUAAAGCAGACGAAAAUUCUCAGGUACAGAAAAUUGGAAGUGAAAUUCCCAGAACAAAGAAUGUCAUUAAAAAUUUAAAGAGUAUGGAACUGGAAGGUGAUGUAAAUGAACACCCACAUUCUGCAUGGGCAAUGAAUAUUAAAAGUGAUGGAGCGGAUAUUCAGCCAAACAGUAUCUCGGAUAUAGAAAUGAAAUCUACACAUUAUUCAGAAGGAAUUAACACAACAGAAUUCACAAAAGAACAUAAUACAGGAUCGCGAAUUGGGUUACAUGACAAACAACUAAGUAAUGAAGAAAAAUUCACUGGAGCAGGAAAAGAUUCAUGGAGAAGCAAGCAAUCACAUUCAUGGUCCACUGGCGAUAAAGAUCAUGAUUUUAAGAAACAAAGGAGACAAAGAAAACAUGGGAUAAUAGGUCAUAGAAAACACCCUGCUGCAUCUUCAACAAGUAGUGAUAAUGAUGAUGAGUGUAUACGUGAAGCUGUGGAAACAACACAGAAAUGUAAUGUAUCAGUAGCAGAGAUACAUAGUGGAAGAGCAAAGAGGUCACAUGAAUCAAAACAAAAUAUCAAUGAAGGUGAAUCAACAUCAUCGUCUUCUUCAAAUAACAGCAGUGAGGCAAAUCUUUCAAAUAUGGCAGAACAAUUUGGAUAUUCAACCACAGUUGUAACAAAAAAUGGAAGCAAAAGAAGAAAUAGAAAACUCAAAUUAAUCGAAUAUGCUAAAGAUGAAAAUAUACCAUGUUCAUCGGACUCACCAAGUAGUUGCAAUGAAGGAAAUGAUCUACAACAUAUCUUGAUGACAAAUCUCCCUCACAAGGUGACUAAAGGUGCAUCGGGUGCACUUCAUGAAAAUGUUGAUUCUUUAGCUAUCAGAGCAGGAGAAGAUUUAUUGAUAAGCAAGCAAUCAGAUUCAUGGACCACUGGUGAUAAAGAUCAUGAUUUUAAGAUACAAAGGAGACAAAGAAAACAUAGGAUAAUAGGUCAUAGAAAACACCCUGCUGCAUCUUCAACAAGUAGUGAUAAUGAUGAUGAGUGUAUACUUGAAGCUGUGGAAACAACACAACAAUGUAAUGCAUCAGUAGCAGAGAUACAUAGUGGAAGAACAAAGAGGUCACAUAAAUCAAAACAAAAUAUCAAUGAAGGUGAAUCAACAUCAUCGUCUUCCUCAAAUAACAGCAGUGAGGCAAGUCUUUCCAAUAUGGCAGAACAAUUUGGAUAUUCAACCACAGUUGUAACAAAGAAUAGAAGGAAAAGAAGAAAUAGAAAACUCAAAUUAAACGAAUAUGCUAAAGAUGAAAUAUACCAAGUUUAUCAGACAUAA
Messenger RNA from Saccoglossus kowalevskii, 3327 nucleotides. Its product is annotated as dentin sialophosphoprotein-like. The record is from RefSeq and is a predicted model, not a curated record. NCBI's taxonomy places the organism in Eukaryota, Metazoa, Hemichordata, Enteropneusta, Harrimaniidae.